Messenger RNA from Oxyura jamaicensis (ruddy duck), 5947 nucleotides. It is a transcript of the gene FOCAD, whose product is annotated as focadhesin. Gene Ontology annotation, biological process: regulation of post-transcriptional gene silencing. Bases 144 to 5555 code for a protein of 1803 amino acids. The record is from RefSeq and is a predicted model, not a curated record. The transcript is spliced from 44 exons. NCBI's taxonomy places the organism in Eukaryota, Metazoa, Chordata, Aves, Anseriformes, Anatidae.
GUUCCUGUGUGCUUGCAGGUGUCUGCAUACUCCAACUUCUAGAGAACUCUGGAAAGUUUUUUUGUCAAGUCUUCCAGCCCCUAACUACAGUUACUAUUUAAAGUCUUACAGGGUAUGAUUUAGUGUCACAUGACAGAGCCAAAAUGUCAGACGACAUCAAGAAGAGGUUUGAAUUUCCUAAUGCAGUUAUUCAGUCACAGGCUGUGAGUCAUCUGAUUGCUGCAGUACUGAAAGAAAAUGUUUCUUCAGGGAAGAUCAAGCAGGCAUCUCAACAGACUCCUGCUCUGAACUUGCUCUGGGAGAAGUGCUGCAGUGAGAAUGUUGCUUUGAGAACAGCCUGCUCCGAGGGGUUGGUGGCACUUGUUGCAGAGAACCAUGCCGAGCUUGAAUAUGUUCUUCAUGGAGCUCUCAACCUAAUUCCCUCAGCAAGGAAUGUGCAUGGUUUAGUAAAAACUAUUUGGAAAUUACUACAGAUUCAAGCUGUACAACUGGGAAGAGAUGGAGAUGAGGCUGUUCGGAAUCUGUAUGGAAUCAGGAACAGUCCUCAUCCAUUAAUCACUGUCCUUGAAAACAGACCUGAUUGCUGGCCAGUUCUACUGCAACAGAUAACAGUAUUUUUCCAACAGUGUCCAGAGAGGGCACAGAGUUCUUGUGUUGGUAUAAUGGCUCCAUUUCUAAGAUACCUAUAUUGUGAACCAUCUCAGUUACGGGAAAAUGCUGAAUUGCGAAUGGGAUUACUUAGGAUUUUACUUCAGCCACGUGGUCCAAUGCAUGCUGAAGCACCAUCAGUGCUGGAACGCCAGAUUCUUCAACUUCUGUGUGAUUUGAUUCCACACCUUCAGCUUAAAGACUUGCCACAAGUUACAGAAGCCUUUUAUUUUCUGCAAGAGCUAUUCCUCAGCUUGUUGCGCUAUCCUGCGUUUUGGAAAGACCAGUUAUCCCAAUUUUGUCUGCAACUGAUAUGCUUCUGUGAAGUGUGUUUAAAUAUAACAGGAGAAUGUUCAUCUUUGAUCUCCUUGAUAGAGGAAAACUUCGAGCUUUUAAAAGAGGUGUUUCCAGUGGAACAGUGUAUAAUUGGGCUAGCAUUUCUACUGCUGCAAAUACCAGAAAGUCAGCAGAAGUCUGUCCUGAGUCUAGCCUACAAGAUCCUUUCCUCUUCAGAAACCCAGAAUGUCUCAGCCACAGCCCUUGUUUUGGUGAUGCCUGUGCUACAAAUCUUAUCUUCUACAUCAGUUGGGGACUGCUUACCAGAGGAUGAUUCUGGCGCUACCAGGAAGCAGCUGGCUAUAAAUCUUUUGGGAAUGUUACAGGAGGAGGGUGUGAUGGAUAGAAAGGAAAUGAUGUCCUGCAAACUCCUUUUUCCAAUAACCAGCUCUUACAGUUCAUUGUACGCCACCUGGAAGAUUGUAGAGCUCAUGAAAGAGAAGUCUGCAGUUACUGGCUGGUUAUCUUCAGUGAAAUCACUGCUACCUAUUACAACUCAAGUCCCUGCCCAUGUUUUCCUUCUGCUGGCUUAUCUGUUGAUACAAGAAAAUGGUGACAGUCUUCGAGAUGUACUCCAGACUGCUACAGAAGUAGCCAAAGCUGAUUGUUCUCAGGUCCCAAAUCUGAUCCCAGUUCUGAUAUUUAAAUUGGGAAGACCUUUGGAGCCUGCACUUUACAGGGAUAUAUUGUAUACCUUGCCUGCACUGGGCGUACACAAGGUUUGUGUAGCUCAGAUUCUACGUACCAUACACAUGCUGGGUAGCACACCGAAGCUUAGAGCUGUUACUUUGCGGAUGAUGACCUCCUUAUGGGAAAGACAGGAUCGAAUUUACCCAGAAUUACAGAAGUUCUUGGCAACAUCUGAUGUGCCCUCUUUGGCUGUUGACAAAGAUGCUCAGUGGGAAAAGCUGGUUGCUAAAGCUGCCUGCAUAAGAGAUAUCUGUAGGCAGAGGCCAUACCAGCAUGGAGCAGAUAUGUUGGCUGCUAUUUCCCAGGUAUUAAACGAGUGCACAAAACCUGAUCAAGCUUCACCUGCUGCUAUAGUAUUACAAGGUCUUCAGGCACUUUGUGAGGCUGAGGUUGUUUGCAUUCGUUCUACGUGGAAUGCUUUGUCACCAAAGCUGAGUUGUGAUACAAGACCCCUUAUUUUAAAAGCACUGAAUGAAUUGUUUGCCCUGGUUCCCUCAUUAACAGUGAAUACAAAUGAAUAUGAGAAAUUCAAAGCUCAAGUUAUCAGUAUCCUUUGGAAAAACACACAAAACAAGGAUGCUAUUGUAGCAGUUUCAGCCUACAAAGCACUCUCAUCAUUUGGCUCUGAAGAACAUACAAUUCUUCACCUUCCUGAACAGGCACGAGGAGAAAUUGACCCAUUGGAAGAGACAGACAUGAAUGAAGAGGAGGAGGAGAAGGAGCUGGACCUUUUUGUUCCAGGUUCUUCAUAUAUCAAACUGUUGUUUCUAACACCAGCUUCUGUUUUAGGAGCAUUUGAAGAGUUUGCAACAUCACUUGUGAAACAGGAGAUGACCAACAUGCCCCGUGGUGUGUAUCAUUCUGCCUUGAGAGGAGCAGCCACACGCUCAGACCAGGGGAAGACUGUGUCAGGUGUUCCAAAUUUCUUGCUGAAAAUGUAUGAGAGGAACAAACAACCAGGAAUGACACCAGGCCUUGCAGCUGGCAUGCUGCUGUGUUACGAUCUUCCAGUCCAUAUCGGCAAAGAUGGCAAGCCUAUUAAUCGCUUUCUGGCUAGCAGGGGACACAAUUUCCAGCAAAUGUUGGUAGCCCUCAUUCAUGAGGUUAACAUUCAACCUUCUGAAUGGCAUCGCUCUAUACUGCUGCCACAGUCCUGGUUAGGAUUCAUGAGUCGAACCUACAAUGCAGUGCUACAGGGGAGACAAGCAAAGCUGGAGAUGGAGUUAAAGCAGGGAAAAGAGGAUCAUGAAGAUGUACAGUACAAGCAGUUUACAGCGUGGCUCUGGGUCAGAGAUACGUUGACUGAUGUCAUCAAAGGUGCUUCAAAAGACAGCCCAGUGGUAAAAGGAAACUCUAUUUUAGCCUUAACUGGUCUUGCAGUUGCUGUAGCCAAAUAUGAAAGCAGCCUUUCCUCAGACACUGAAGGGAUGCCUGAGACUGAACCUGAUUUUCUUCCCACACAACAGUGGAUUUAUAUGGUUAUAGAGACCCUCUUUAGUAUUGUGAAUAGCCGCUAUCAGCCUAAAGGACAAGUCUUCCCAUGGUUCUACCAGAAAUCCUAUUCUGGUGAAAAUACAGCUAGUGCUAUAGCUCGCUCCUGUGCAGCCACUGCUUUGUCUCUCCUGGUGCCGGUUAUCAUUGUAUCAUGCAAGGAGAAGGUUGAGGAAGUCCUGAGUAUGCUGACUGCCAGGUUACCUGGGAAGCCAAAUGCUGAUGAGUCUCAAGCUGUUCAAACCCACAUUGGCCUUGCUUUGGGGAUGUUCAUCUCACGUUUGUGUGAAGAAAAAUUCAGUGAGGUACCUGGUCAGCAGAUGAACUUAGUUGUAAUGAAGUCCCUGGAUGCACUGGAGGAGUGUUGCUUUGACUCCAGUCUGGAGUACAACACCGGAUGUAUUUUGGGAGUAGGACUUGUUCUUUCCCUUAUGAGUUACAGCAGCCAAACAGAAUCACGAGUGCAUGUUUCUGCUUCACUGCGAAAACUCUGCAAAUACCUGGAAAGCAGUGAGGACCAAAGCAGAUCGGUCCAGGAGGUACUUUCCUAUUCUGUUGCCUGUUCCUGUGUCUCUGCCUUCAGUGUUGGAAUCAUAGAAGCGGCAGAGGCUGAGGACGCUAUGAACAAGCUGCGGACCCUAGUGGAAAAUAACCAGCAGACAUCCGCUUUUGCUUUAGCUCUAGGUACAAUUGUUCACGGUUUGUCAGUUUGUGGUCACGGGAAAGCUGAAGAUCUGCGUAACAAACUAAUGCCAGCCUGGAUAAAAACUUUGAUUGCAGAGGGUUCUCCAACAAUGCAGCGUCUGGCAGCUGUCAAUGGGCUGGUUGCACUGGUUGGUUCUGAAGGAGGCAUAAUACAGCUGAAAUCUGAGAGUAUCCAGUCCUCCCAGUUUCAAAGUAAGCUCAAUGAAGUCAUCAGAACCCUUACACAGAUAAUCAGUUUCUCAGGGCAGAUUGGCCUUCAGACAAAUGCAGCAGGACUUCUGGGACACCUUCAUAUGUCCUGUUUGUCUUCUACCCAGAGCAGGGCAUCUGUUCCUCCGGAUUUUAGCUACUUGCCUGAAAACAGCUUUAUCAGGGCAGCCAUUGAUUUUGCCAUUGAAAGUGGAAAAAAAGGCCCUGAAUCUGUUCCAGCUCAGCUGUUGAAAGUAGCACUGGCGCCCAUUGCAAUAGUUGGAGAAAGUCAUCAGUAUCCACCUGUAAACUGGGCAUCUGUUCUUUCACCAUUGAUGAGGCUAAACUUUGGUGAUGAGGUAAAACACCUUUGCCUUGAACUGGCUGUGACACAAGCCCAGUCAUCUCAAAAUGCUGCCAUGCUUUUGGGGAUGUGGGUGGCACCUCCCCUUGUCUACAGUCUCAGUAUGAAAACCCAGAAAUACCUUCUUGAGUCCCUGCCCCUGUGGAUGAAACAUGUUGCAGAAGACAAACUACAGUCUUUUACAGAGGUGUUUCUAAUACAACAAUUUGAAAUGAAGGGCCGCACAAAAGAAACAGAAAUUUGCCAGUGUGUUUUACAGGGACUCAUGCAGGCAAUGAAAAUUCCAAACCCUGCCCAGUAUUGCUGGAGCUUUCUUUGCCAGGCUGUUGAGAAAAUAUUCAAGCUCUUGCCAAAUGAGAUUCAGAGGGGUGAACUGGAGAUGUAUGUCAGUGUAGCAAAAUGUAUAUCAGAAAUGGCUGAUUCAGAGAUAGAUCUCAUUGUCCAGAUCUCUAAGAACAAUGUAGAGAAGGCCAUCUUCACCAAAUUGUAUUUAAUUUCUCAAGGCAGACUGCCUCUGAUGAACUUGAGUGCCAUGAUUUAUACUUUGACAGACUGUCACCAGAAAGACUCUCUUACAUGGAUGUUCUUGCACAGUUUCUAUCAUGCUCGUAUUGUGAGCCAUGAAAACACAGGAGUGCUGAAAAGAAUGGAUUGGCUGCUAGACUUGAUGGGCUACAUCAGAAAUUUAGCAUACAAGUCAACACCUAUACAAAAUGGUGAUCUUAAAGAGUUCAUAGAUUUCCUCCUGUGGCUGUUUGCAGCUUCUGUGGUGGCCUGGGCUGACCAUGGUGCACCAUUACUGCUUGGCCUCAGUGCCAACUGGUCAUCAUGGAAGCACCAAACUGUGUUACCAGAAUUGUCUAAGGAUCACAUUGGCAGGCAUGCCACUGACAAGCUUGCUGUGCAAGAGACUCUCACUCUCCUUCCAAGUAGCAUUUUCCUUUUGCUAGCGAAAGAGCCUUGGAAAGAACAAACACAGAAGUUUAUUGACUGGCUUAUCAAUAUGGUGGAAAGUCCUAAGGAAGCAUUAUCAAAAUCUUCCACAGAUCUGCUGAAAGCUACACUUCUGGCGUUGAGAUCUCUUGCAGAAUUCAAGAAGAAAGCAGUGUGGACUAAAGCUUACCAGUGGUAGCUGCAUGCCAUAUCCUAUCCAACAAAGAAAACUGAUCAUACUUGAAAGCAUGCUAUUAUUAUUCAGUCAUCGAGAAGACCAGUUUUAAUUAUGUUUCCUUUCAAAAGGUUUUCAGUUUGGGUUUAUUUGUUAUUGUUAAUCUUUUCUCCUCUUCCCAAAGACUCAUAAGAUGAAAAAAAUUUAUUUUUCACUGGUGGGGUGAUGUUUUCUUACAAACUGUCUGGCAUGGUUUGAGCUGUGCUGAAUCUAAAUGAGAAGUACACAUUCAUUUGUGUUUCAGUAGAAUUGUUUCAGUGACAUCUGGGAGCCUCAAAAGCUGGAGUGGAAUGUUCCUUUAACCAUGGAAGCUUUGUUAGGAGCAAGUGAAAAAAAUAAAAUAAUGUAAAAUUUGU